GACUACCGUCGAGUGAAGGUCGGAGCCCCGAGCUGACUCUGGACCCGGUGACUGAGAUUAUUCAUGUACCAACAGCUAGCACAAAGUAAACAAGAGACUCAAACGAACGAAAAACCUUUGACAAGAAAAAAGUGAUUGUGAACUGAACUGACAAAUUAUAUGUGAUUUUGUGAGGAUAAGUUAAAAACAAAACGAUGUCUUAUCAAGAAAACUGAACAGCUGUUUUUCGGACCAACUUCACUUUACGAUCUCGCGAGGAGGAACUCCAGGCAAAGGGGCACCAUGGACGAGACCGGCGUCGCUGUGACGUCCUCGUCCGUCGCCAACGCCAGCGCCCUCGACCUCAGCGCGUCCACGUUGGCGGUGACCAUGCAGGCCGUCUUCUCCAGCGCCGCCUCCACCCUCGCGGCGGACAACGACACCUCCUCCGAGCGGGAGUCCCAGCCCCACAAUCUGACCAUGAUGGUGGCCAUGACGGUCAUCUACAUCGCCAUCACCAUCGUGGGCGUCGUGGGCAACGUGAUCACCUGCAUCGUCAUCGUCAGGAACCGGAUCAUGCACACGGCCACCAACUACUACCUGUUCAGCAUGGCCAUCAGCGACCUGCUACUCCUGGCCUUCGGCAUGCCCGACGAAAUCCAGAUACUGUGGAUGGGGAAGCCCUACAUCUUCGGCGAGGAGUUCUGCUUCAUCCGGGGCUUCACCGCCGAGAUCUCCACCAACGCCUCCAUCCUCACCAUCGCCGCCUUCACGGUCGAGCGCUACAUCGGCAUCUGCCACCCCCUGCGCUCGCACACCAUGUCCCAGCUGGGCCGCGUCAUCCGCUUCAUCGCCAUCAUCUGGGUGGUGGCGACGGCGUGCGCCGUGCCCAUCGCCAUCCAGUACGGCAUCGUGUACAAGGAGGACGAGAUGGGCAAGAAGGACCUGAGCACGGCCUCGUGCGUGAUCAAGAACCGGCUCCGGAUGGUGUUCGAGAUCUCGAGCGUCCUCUUCUUCGUGGCGCCGAUGCUGCUCAUCAUCGUGCUGUACGUGUUCAUCGCCAUCCAGCUGAAGCGGUCGGCCCGCCUGGCCCGCAACGUGCCCUCCCUCAGCUCCCACAGCUGCUCCACCAACGACGGCUCCAGGAACAAGAGUGUCAUCAAGAUGCUGGUGGCGGUCGUCAUCGCCUUCUUCCUGUGCUUCGCCCCUCACCAAGCCCAACGUCUUAUGGCAGUCCACGCCGACCCACGUAACAUCUUCGCAGUCAAGAUGUUCAACGUCCUCCAUAACAUCUCUGGGAUAUCUUAUUACAUCUCCACUUGCGUCAACCCCAUUCUGUACCAUAUCUUCAGCAACCGGUUCCGCCAAGCUUUCCGGAAGACACUAGAGAGCUGCUGCGUGAAGACAGGCGGAGGCGGCGGAGUAGGAGGAGGAGGAGGAGGAGGUAGGUGGCACUCUCGCUCGCAGUCCGCUCGCUCCCAACACACCCACACCUUUGAACUUACAGAACAAACCUUCCUGCCCGAGGCUAACCACGCCGCCCUCGCGCCCACCGCCGCCGCCGCCGCCGCCGCCGCUGCCACAACCACGACCAUCACCACGUCUUCCAGCGACGUCUCGACCACCACGACGACCACACUGGAGUUCGAGGCCGAGGAUGAGAGAAAGUCCCGAAGGGGGAAGAGGAAGACUCACAUCGUCCAAGAGCUGAACGGCGUCCGGAAAGCUGGAGGGCGAGUCCUGAUGGGGAAACACGUCGCUGCCGCCGCCGCUGGAGGCAAGAGGAACAACACAGGAGGAGCCGGAGGAGGGAAAGGAGGAAGAAGAGAAAACGGGGAAAGAGGAAGAGGAGGAGGAGGCAUCACCGCCAGGAGAUUCAGGCCGCUCUUCAUGCCGCGCCUCCGCAGACCCGAGGUCGUCGAAAACCCGAUCGACCUGUUCGUGGCCUCGACCUCCCCGAGCUCACGCAAGAGGAGCCAGUCCGACAGCCUCCUCAGCGGGGGAUCCAUCAGCAACUGCUCCAUGACCCACAUCGAGCAAGAGUUCACGCAGAAGGAGCUGUCGGAGGUGAUGGGCAGGAUGAAGAACGUGGACGCCUAAGGGGGCCGAGGGGGCGUUGGUGGUCACGGCUCACGGCGGAGUUCGAACCCAGACUAAGAGAGAGCGGGGUCGAGGGCCGAAUUCUUACACUUAAUUCUGAAUCUCAAUAUAUAUAUAUUUCUUUUCUUUUAUAGAGGAAGCGCAUACACGGUUUUUCCUUUUAUCCAUUUUACUUCUCGCUACUGCUUUUACUAUUUCGUUUCUUAGCAACCCAAGAAACUCUUCCGUUAAUUAGUAAUAUUAUUAUUUUUUUGCCUAUUCUUACUGAAUGAUUAUAUACGAUAAUCAUCGAUUUAAUUCCAAAGUAUUCUAUGAAGAGAUGUCUCCUCAUGUAUCCUGUUGGACACUAUGACAAGAAAUUCAUUAUAAAAAUCCUCAUCAUUGUCAUUCUCAUUCUCACGAUCAUUAUCAUUAUUUUUAUUGUUAUUAUACUUAUGACUAUUAUCAUGAUGAUUAUGAAUACUACUAUCACUAUUGUGAUUAUCGUUAUUAUUAUUAUCAUUAUCGUUGCUAUUAAUGCUAUUAUUAUUGAUUUUAUCAUUAUUAUCAUUAUUAUUAUCAGCGU
Messenger RNA from Penaeus indicus, 2644 nucleotides. RefSeq names its product neuropeptides capa receptor-like. Gene Ontology annotation, molecular function: neuromedin U receptor activity. Gene Ontology annotation, cellular component: plasma membrane. NCBI's taxonomy places the organism in Eukaryota, Metazoa, Arthropoda, Malacostraca, Decapoda, Penaeidae. The transcript is spliced from 5 exons. Bases 283 to 2079 code for a protein of 598 amino acids. The record is from RefSeq and is a predicted model, not a curated record. Gene Ontology annotation, biological process: neuropeptide signaling pathway.